CUGAUUAUCCGCUAAGACGACGACAGGGACCCAGACUCAUACAAACCCACGCAUCUUACGCGGCAGAAUGACAAAAAGACGUUUGUUGAAUCUUGAAGAGCAGGUGGUCCAACUGUAACAACUGAGUUCGACCGUGCCAUUAUUUUUCUUCAACUGCAUGAACUGCACGGUGAAAUUGUAACAUCCCAGCAUGUCAUCGUCCACACCAAGAACUACAGCAAGUACCAGCCAACUAACAACGCCCCAAAUGGCGUCACGCCCUGCGGUCACUCGGACCGUGGUCACCGCGACGGGGACUGCGACUAUACCCAAGAUGGUUCCCCAGUACGGCAUCUCACCACUCAUCAGUGACAACUCCACCAAGAGACGAAGCUCGUCUCGCUCCAUCAAGCGGAAGAAGUUUGACGAUGAGCUGGUGGAGAGUAGUCUACUCAAGGUAAAUACUUCCAAGGGCAAAGUGUCAUCAACGACGUCUCCGUCCGGUCAGCCGCCUCCUGUCGAGAAAGAGGAAAAGAAAGAGAAAGAGAAGGAAAUAGUGAAGCCGCCUGUCCACCAUCCGCCCACCACAGAAAGGAGAAAGGUAUCCUCCCGCCCGUCUACAUCCCACAGUCAUCGCCCGUCUUCCUCUCACAGACCCCCCUCAACAAGCCGUCGCUCCAAGAAGCCCAAAUCCCUCUUGUCCAUCGCUAAAGAUCACGGACGAUGGAAACCACAGGAUGACCUCCUGCUUAUCAGUGCUGUACAGCAGACCAAUGACUUGGAGACUGUUUACCAAGGAGUGAAGUUCUCCUGUCGAUUUACUCUGAAGGAGGUCGAGGAGAGAUGGUACGCUCUGCUGUAUGACCCCGUCAUAUCAAAGCUAUCCCAGCAGGCAAUGCGGUCGUUACACCCAGAAGUCAAGGCUAUUGUCGUCAGUAAAGCUAUCUACAGCGAAGACGAAGAAAAGUUGCUCGGUACAGUCACUUCCACUAGUCAACCAACCGUGGAAACAUUUCAAGAAUUAGUCAACAAGAAUCCAACCUCCUUCCAUCCAGCCAGGACAGCCAAAGCUCUUUACACUCAUUGGCUGCUCAUGAAACAGUAUCACCUGCUUCCUGACCAAUCAGUCCAGCCAAUGCCGAGGGGUGAUCAUGUACUCAACUUCUCAGAUGCUGAAGAUAUGUUAGACGACACCCAACUCCAGGAUCAGAGAGAUGACAUCCUUGAACAUGAGUUGUCCGUGUUUGACCGGCGGCAGAAACGCGAAAUUCGAAACCUGGAGAACGAAAUCACAAAAUGGCAAUACCUCGUGGAUAGCGUCACAGGAAUGACAUCGCCGGCGUUUGACGGUCAGACUCUAGCCGUGCUGAGAGGUCGUCUGGUCAGAUAUCUUAUGAGGUCAAAUGAGAUUACAAUUGGCCGCUCCACCUCGGACACCACCAUCGACGUCGACCUCUCACUGGAAGGUCCAGCUUGGAAGAUAUCCCGGCGCCAGGGCCUGAUCAAGCUCAGAAACAACGGGGAAUUCUACAUCGCUAAUGAGGGCAAACGGGCCAUCCACGUGGACGGCAAAGCCAUCAUCAAAGGAAUGAAGAGUAAACUCAAUAACAACUCCGUAGUUGAGAUUGCGGGUCUUCGAUUCAUCUUUCUGAUAAACCAGGAACUGAUCAACGCCUUCAAAAACGAAUCCAUUAAAGGAAAUGCCUGAUGCUGUUGUUACAGCCCUGUCUGUAGCGGUUCUUUCCUCGCCUUCCACUAAUGUGACCCAGGUUCGAAUCCCGCUCGAGGACAACAUACGGGUUGGGUUUAAGUAGCUACCUGAUUCUGUGGGUUUCCCUGGCAUUGCAUGCAUUCUGGGGUUUUCCUCUCACCUCUAAAACUGUAAUUUGUUGGAUAUCCUGCUGAAUGGCAAAUGAAUAAAUGCAAACAAAUUCACAAAUACACAAAUUUUUAAAAAACUGACACCGAUUUCUUGAAGGAUUUGUGGAGUCUGCAUUUUUUUAAAAGAGAAAUAUAUGACCAACAGAUAAAACUUUUCCGACUAUCACAAUUUUUUUUUUACUCAUUUAAAACCACAGGGUUCAUAAACACUCCAAGGGGUGUAACAAAACAUCAAAAAGCGUUUAAAAUUAAAGUGGCAUGUAUUCACAUUUUAUUUCCCUUCUUUAAAGGUUUAAACUAAAGGUAGGGUAGUUCAUUUGUCAUUUGUUCCUUGUUAUUUUCGUUUGAAGCAACAAAAGUGCUCAAAAUCUAAAGACAGGUGCUUUAUGCUUAACAACUCACCUGAUGAAUUUUUAGCUCAGUGAAUGCUGUAUUUUUCAAGGAAACAAUAUUCUAGGAUGUCGAUUUCAAUUCAAAAGUUGCCGAGUCAUGUUUUGAAUUGCGGCCAAAAUCAGCACUUGGGACACGUUCUCAUUCAGGCGACUGCAGCUAGCGAUUUCACGCACUGAACUGGCAAAUAAUAGCAACCGCGAGCACGUGUACAUUGGGUCAAUGCUUGCGUGCACCCAUUCAUGGAUUCGCAGAAUUAUAAACCCACUACUUAGGGAUAUUUCCAAAAAUGUGUCAGUAAACACAUCUUUGGAAAUGGCCUUCUUUUAUUGUUUUCUUCAAAAUGACAGCAUGCCAGAAGGAAUAAUUUCACAGGGAGUUCAUCGCCAUGCUUUUCAACAAUAAUUAUGUCCGUUACUUUUUGGAUAGCUGCAAAUGAUAUACUCUACCUUUAAAGUUCUCUUGGAAACUUUUGAUAAAUUGUGGAUUACAACAUUGGUUGAAAAGAAAGUCUAAUUUUGGAAACCUUAUUCUGUUCCUGAGUACAUCACAUUACUGGUGGUACUCACUUCCCAUGACUUUGAGCCAACUGUACAUUUGUAUUAUAUCUGUAAUUGCUAUGCCAGUGUUUUUGUAGAGGCGGAAUUAAACGUUAAAACAAAGUUUUUGGCUGUAAUAACA
Patiria miniata (bat star) is the source of this 2931-nucleotide messenger RNA. It is a transcript of the gene mcrs1, whose product is annotated as microspherule protein 1-like. Bases 191 to 1687 code for a protein of 498 amino acids. Lineage: Eukaryota; Metazoa; Echinodermata; Asteroidea; Valvatida; Asterinidae. Gene Ontology annotation, biological process: positive regulation of transcription by RNA polymerase II. The record is from RefSeq and is a predicted model, not a curated record. Gene Ontology annotation, cellular component: NSL complex; Ino80 complex; MLL1 complex. Gene Ontology annotation, molecular function: G-quadruplex RNA binding; protein binding. The transcript is spliced from 13 exons.